AUGCGCGCGAUCGGGACGACGUGCGCGGCCACCGCGCGCGCGCUUCGUCGCGCGUCGACGUCCGCGGACGUCGCGCGCGCCGAUCGCGCGCGCGAUCGACGCCCGAGACCGCGGGAUGGCGAUCGACGCGAACGUCAUCACCGUUGGACGUCGUCGACGGCGUACGGGGCGUCCACGCCGCCGCCGCGGUCGUGGGACGACGGCGCGCGACGGGACGAUGGACGCGCGCCGCCGCCGACGACGUUUGUGGAUUUUGGGGUGUACAAGACGCGAGGGGCGAUGAAGAUGAAGGCGGUGCGCCCGACGCUCGGGGCGCUGGGCGAAAACGCGGUGGUGCGACGCCCGGGCGGGGUCCUGUUGGAACUGGCGAACGCGACGGCGCCGAGAACGUACGAUUGGCAGAAUAAAGGGAGUUUCAUGCUGAGCGGGACGGAGGCGGCGGAGCUGGCGGAUCGCAUGGCGGCGAACGGGUCGUGCUCGUUUUUUCACGACUCGGCAAAGGCGAACGGCGGCGGCGGCGGGACGCUGGGAAAGGCGUUCAAGGUUGAACCCAUGCCGGAUGGCUCGGGGGGGAUGUUUGUGAAUCUCACGGUGACGCUCAGUGAGAAUCGCGGGCAACAACGGUUCAGCGUUCCGGUGAGUUACGGCGAGUCGGCGGCGAUUCGACAGUUGUUGGUCUACCUCGUCCCGCGCGUGUUGGGUUUCGACGAGGUCUUCAAGUGA
Ostreococcus tauri is the source of this 723-nucleotide messenger RNA. Its product is annotated as Plant transcription factor. Gene Ontology annotation, molecular function: single-stranded DNA binding. The record is from RefSeq and is a predicted model, not a curated record. The transcript has a single exon. Lineage: Eukaryota; Viridiplantae; Chlorophyta; Mamiellophyceae; Mamiellales; Bathycoccaceae. Gene Ontology annotation, biological process: regulation of DNA-templated transcription; defense response. Bases 1 to 723 code for a protein of 240 amino acids.